AUGAGUCGCACUUUGGCCGAGCAGGCCCAGAAACUGGCGAGCGACUUGCAGGCUUUCGCUGGGGCUCUCCAAAGCUUGCCAAGCCAUGGCCGCCCUGGCGCUGUCGUGGACGGCAUUCGGUCCCUCCGGACUGCCCUGAGCGGGCUGUGGGACGCCCCCGAGAUCAGGGGUCGCAAGCCGCUGCCGAGGACUGCGGCCCGUGCCCGCAAGCGCGGCUUCCUCGUCGGGCGCCUGCGCCAGAAGGUUCGCAAGGUCGAGGGCGUUUUGAAGAAGGAGAGGGCGUCCCGAGCAGCCAACAGGAUUGACAACCUUUGGUUUGCCAGAGUCGCGGUUGCAAAGCCGACGGUGCCAGCAGCGACUGUCGCCGCGUGGUGCCGGGAUUUCUCGGCGGAGCAGAGCAACCAGAUAGGGACAACGACCAUUUCAGCCUGCAGGGGCGCUUUUGCGGAGGCGGUGAAGUGGUUGAACAAGGAAGAGAUCACGCGCGCAGCAGCUGGUUCGCACGACCCCGUUGCCAUCCUGCACCACGUGCACGACGAGGCAGCGAUGCGGAUGAAAUCCGUGUCGGAGGAGCCAGACGCCCAGUAUCGGUUGGAGUCGGGCGUCGUUCGCUCGAGGUCCAGCAAGAUCCAGGGCCACGCGCUGGACGUGCAAGUGGGGACGAGUGGCCCCUCGAUCGAGGUUUACACGGAGCUCGGGCCGAUGCUGCGAAAGGAUGCGCCGACCGUGGCGACCACCCUCAUCGCCCGAGCUCUGGACGUCAUAGCCCUUCUGCAGCGCGCCCGGUGUCCGUGCAACAUGCUGGUGUUCGUCUGCAGCUCCCACGCAGCCAACCUGGCAGUCCAGGCAGGCAUCUGCGGCAAGAUUAUGCCGAGGCCGGUGCAGACGGACAGGUUGCUGGGCACGGCCUCCCGCAUGUUUAAGUACGUGGUUCCAGACUACCAGGCGGAAUUUCACCGCAACCUGCGCCACCACAUCGCGGAUGAUCUCGAAGUGGUUCCGCGCGCGGCCCCCCCAGCGCCGCACCCGCGUAGCGCAGCUCUUCAGGCCCUCUACGGCAAGCAGGCGCUGCCCGACGACCUCGUCCGUUUUUUCGACUCGGGGCUGCAGGUCUUCAAGCACAGCGGCGUCGGGGCGGACGAGCGCGCCGCCCACGAGCGCGCGUGCAACAUCCUCUCCCGCACGCUGCUGCGGGUGGACGACCGCCCGACGGUCACGUGGCGGCUCCUGAAGCUACCCGCCAAGCUCCUGCACGCGGGGUCGGUCAAGCCGAGCAAGCAAAACGCCAAGCGCCUCAACGCCGUACUGAAAUACCUUACCGACGAUGCCGAGGAUAAGCACCUGCGGAAGGUGUGCCUCUGUCUGCGCCUGAGCCUCCCGGCCGUCUCUCUUACCGCCAGGAAGGCGCCCUCCGAGAAAGACGAGGACCAGGGGCCCGUUCUCGUCCAGCUGGGCAAGGGCGUGGUGCAGCGUCGAACGGCCUGGGAGCUGCGGAGCGUGCUGCAGGCGCUGCACGCGGAUCCCUGCCUGGACAAGACGGACUGCGCCUGCGCAUUGCUCACGACGUGGUUGCACAUCAGAGCCCGUUUUCACCAAUAUUCCCAGUACCCGGCCCGCCUGUGGGCCCUCACGCCUCUCUACAACCGCCAGGGCCGGGCCUGCAACGUUUGCGCGGGCCCCGCGCGCGGCGGCAGGUACUCGGAUGCUAUCGCGCACUUCCUCACGUGCGACGAGAGCGAGCUCGACGUUGGCUACAGCGUGCCGCUGCGGCGGCGCGCGCUGCGCGAGAGGUCUAUCGCCGGCGCCAUGGCGUUCAUGCUCCAACGGGUUCUGGAUGAUUUGCCCGGGGCCGGCGGAGCACUCGCCCGCUCGCCGCCGCGCAGGCGACGACCCGAGGUCCAGGAGGAGCUGAGAGCGAUCCUCGCCGCCGCCUCCACGAACAGUUUGGAGGCCGAGCGCCGCCACAAGCAGCGAACCAAGGGCGAGCAGCGCGAGAUAGUUCACCAGGGUGAUUCCGAGGCCUUGCGAGCCUACCAGGCGGAGCACGAGGGACGGCUCAGGGCCGAGGCGAAAGCAAUGCGCGAGGCUGCGAAAGUGAAGGAUGUGAGCGAACCCAUGCCGUGGGACGUGCCAGAGUGGGCCGCUUGGAUGGGCCGCAACGAGGAGAUGUGGAAGGACUGGCUGCGGACUGCGACGGCGGACUGGAGGUCCUUCAACGCAAAGAUCGUUCCGCUCGGGGACCUCCCCCCAGCUCCUCGAUUGCAGCCGUUGCCAGCGCCAGACAGAUCCGAGGGCGCCUCAUGGCACAGGAAGCUCUUGCUGUCCGAGGCGGGGUUCUACAGCAUCGGGCAUCGGGGCGCAGAGGGGCGCAAGGUUUUCGUGUUUGCCUGCUCCUUGCUGUCCACCUGCUGGGCAAUCGUUUUGAGGCCAGUGUCCAGGCGCAGGGUACGCCUCGACCUCGACGGGUUGGAGCGGCUGUCCGCUCCAGUGCAGGACGCUCUGCAGGCCAACGGCGUCAAGGAGAGCCACGACUUGCGCCUUGUGCGCCUGGAGGUCCACGUGGACGAGGUGACGCCCAGCGGGGUCGUGUUCGGAGUUAACCACGGCUACGAGGUCGCCGACGACGUCCUGGAUCGCGCGCCUAAGGCGCGCGCAGAGCCAGCGGGGCCGGAGGACGACGAAGACCAUGUCUCGAUUCCAGAUUCGGACCUCCAGUCCGUCGCCGACAGCCUGGAGCAGGAGGCCAUGGACGACGUAGAGGAGGCGACAGACGAGGAGGAAGCUGGGGAGGAGCCCCCGCCGUCGUCUGACUCCGAGGAAGGCCCGCCUGCGCGCGCGAUGGGCAGAGCCGCGCCGGGCACAUACGUAGUGGACAAGAGCCUCUACUUCUCGAUCAGCAACAACCCAGCGUGGCCAGACGUGAAAGUGAAGGUCAAUCCGCGCUGGCGGGGGGCGGCGGGCAUGGGGACCAAAAGCUUGAGCAAGACCGUCACGUGCCACCACUUCGGGGAGGACAAGGCAACGGGCGACAUACCAGUGUCCUUGUUGGUGCUCCGCGCGUGGACCAUCCACCGAAUGGAGAGGGCGGGCUUCCACUUGGCUGAGGCGCAUCGGCAGCAGUGGGUCGCCCGCCAGAAGCACGAACUACGGGCCGGGCUUGCCGCUCUGGAGCACCCGUCGGGCGGUGCCGGCUCCCCGCGGGCCGACAAGCACAUUCGGAAAUGGGCUGGCUUGCUCAUCUGA
This is a messenger RNA of Prorocentrum cordatum, 3243 nucleotides long. NCBI's taxonomy places the organism in Eukaryota, Dinophyceae, Prorocentrales, Prorocentraceae. The record is from the annotation of a GenBank genome assembly.